This is a messenger RNA of Ylistrum balloti, 1716 nucleotides long. RefSeq names its product 3-oxosteroid 1-dehydrogenase-like. Bases 1 to 1716 code for a protein of 571 amino acids. NCBI's taxonomy places the organism in Eukaryota, Metazoa, Mollusca, Bivalvia, Pectinida, Pectinidae. The transcript has a single exon. The record is from RefSeq and is a predicted model, not a curated record.
AUGACAUCUACAGAGCAUUCGUGGGAUAAAGAAGUUGAUUUACUUGUUGUUGGUUCUGGCGGUGGCGGUAUGGCCGCGGCGCUUCGUGCCCAUGAUUUAGGUAGUGAGGUUCUGCUGAUUGAAAAGGGUGACCUCUAUGGCGGCUCAACAGCAAUCUCUGGUGGUGUUUGUUGGGUUGGGAAUAACCGGCAUAUGCCAAAAGCUGGUAUUCAAGACAGUGAUGAAGAAACUCUGACCUACCUUAAACACAUUACCAAAGGGGAGGUUGCUGAGGAAAAAAUUACGACCUAUGUUCGUGAAUCUAAUCGUGUUAUCAACUAUUUACAUGACAACAGUCAGGUAAAAUUUACAGCUGUUGCCAAGUAUACAGACUAUUAUCCAGAAGCGCCCGGCGGUAAAAUGGGCGCAAGGUCUAUGGAAUGCCCUAGGUUUAAUGCAAAGGUUUUAGGACCACGUUUAAUGGAACUGCAGCGGCCUCAUAUUCAAUCUCAGAUUAUGGGUAAAUUUGGCAUUAUGGCUGGAGAAGCGCAUCAAGCGCUUGUUGGCAACUGGCGGACCAAGUUUUUUAUGGUCUGGCAAUUUAUCAAAUAUCUGCUGCGUUCUGGUGCCCGUAAGCGUUGUGGUAGAGACACAAGUCUUACAGCAGGUAAUUCGCUGAUGGCGCGUUUUUUUACCUCGUUAAUUGACCGUAAUGUUGAGAUGUGGAAGGAGUCUUCUGCUCAGGAACUUAUUAUUGAAGAUGGGCAUGUUCUUGGUGCACUUGUUGAAAAAACGGGACAAAGCUUACGCAUUCGGGCACGUCAAGGUGUUGUACUUGCUGCUGGUGGAUUUGAACAUAAUCAAGACAUGCGAAACCAGUACCAGAAACAACCGAUUAAGACAGAGUGGAAUGUUGGUAAUACAUUAAACGUUGGUGAUGGUAUUAAGCUAGGGCUUACUGCUGGUGGUACGUUAGACCUAAUGGAUGAAGCGUGGUGGACACCGAUUUGUCAGGUGCCAGGUAAAACGCCAGCUUUUGUUUUAGUUGUUGAAAAAAGUCUUCCCCAUGGCCUUUUUGUUAAUAAUCAAGCCAAACGUUUUACCAAUGAAGCCGCGCCUUAUAUUGAUGUUGUUCAUGGUAUUUAUGGUGAUGAUGAUGGACAAGGUAAAACGAUUCCAGCCUGGCUUAUUUUUGAUGCUACCUUCAGGCAGCGGUUUCCUGUUGGGCCAGUACCUCCAGGGUAUGCUGCUUCAGAUGGCGUGAUGAAACGGUUUUUUAAGAAUGGUUUUUUAACGAAAGCGGACAGUUUGACAGCACUGGCUGAAAAAAUAGAUCUCGAUCCUGUGCAAUUACAAGAGACGAUUAAUCGUUUUAAUACCAAUGCGCGUCAAGGGCUAGAUCCGGAUUUUGGCCGUGGUAAGAGUGCCUCUGAUCGCUAUUAUGGUGAUCCUCGUGUGAAGCCCAAUCCUUGUUUAGGUCCUGUUGAAACUGCACCAUUUUAUGCGAUUCGUAUCUAUCCUGGUGAUUUAGGUACCAAAGGUGGUCUCAUUACCGAUACGCAGUCACGUGUACUACGUGAAGAUGGUACAGCAAUUGCUGGCCUUUAUGCGACAGGCAAUUGUAGUGCUUCUAUGAUGGGGCGUACGUAUCCUGGGGCAGGGGGAACAAUCGGUCCUGCGAUUACUUUUGGCUUUUUAGCGGCAGAAGCUGCUGCUCAGGAUACAACCGGAGGUUAA